This is a messenger RNA of Selaginella moellendorffii, 1486 nucleotides long. RefSeq lists its product as uncharacterized. The coding region runs from base 951 to 1451 and encodes 166 amino acids. The record is from RefSeq and is a predicted model, not a curated record. Lineage: Eukaryota; Viridiplantae; Streptophyta; Lycopodiopsida; Selaginellales; Selaginellaceae. The transcript is spliced from 7 exons.
GGUUCAGGCGCUUCCUCCGCACAGGCGUGCGCAGGUCUUGCUCCAGGACAUGGCGGGUCUCACAGUGCGCCUUCUCGAGCUAGCGGGCAACAAAUCGUGGCAAGGUAGCCAUCUCAAGAGCGUGGAGCAGGCAUCGUGGAGGCGGUGGCGGCCAAGGACGAGGUCCUGGAGCUCACGCUGGAGGUAUUCAGGCGGCCAUCCAAGGAGAGGAAAACAAUGGACGCCGAGGUGGACGAGCGCGUUUCCUACGCUCAAAGGAUCAGCUACACCCGAUUAUCUUCUCGGUCAGCCCCCUCAGGAGCAGCAACGCAGCCCUACCACUACAGCGACAUGGAUCUGGGCGUCUUGAAAGCUCCGGAAACCGCACCGCCACCAGCGCCAUUCCUGCCGUCGCCAACAGUGAAAAAAUCACCACCAAGAGAAGCAGCAGCAGGAAAGCUCACGCCCUCUCCACUCCGGUUACACUUCCCGGACUGCCUCCCGGAUGGAAGCGCGGAGAUCCGGUUCCACUGCCGGAAGUGGCACCGCCAGCUCUAAUUCCAACAGCACGCGCUCCAGGAGUAAUCCAGGUGCCGUUCGUGCAGCUGGAUCUAAACCCGGAGCUCGAGGACGACUACGCCUUGGACUCGGAGCAAAGCUCCGAGGAAGAGUGAGGAACCAAUCUCAUGUCCUACCAGGAAGGAGAACUCGAUAUUGCAAGUUAAAAUCGAAACUUUGGGGGGAACAAAUACUCGAUUCAAAUCCGGGGAAGCACGGACUUCACGAACGCGAAGAAAAAGCUCUCGGUUCUGCCAGAAGAGAAGAUCUACCGGAAGGGGAACUGCUGCCUCAGCGGUCUCAGUCGUUCUAAAACAUCCGACAUGAUUCAAGCACAUCGUCGCGAUCCUGCCGAGCUCCCGCGGCACCUUGACGUGAUCCGGCAGUAGCCGGGGAUCCACGACGGGGAGGACAUGGUUCGUCCUCCCAGCGCGACCAACCAGAAGACGUCCAUGGCGGAGAUGGUGGCGGCGCGAUCGUCCAGGGGGAGACCCUCCUCGUGCUGCAAAUACCGGGCGUCCUCCACCGUGGCGACCCGGUGGCGCUGCGCAUCCACCUCGCCUUCACUGCCGCCAAGUGCGUCAAGACGCUCCACUACGGCCACGAGAUCGUCCCCCGCUCCACAAACUUUUGUGUCGAGCGCGACUGGAUCGUCACCACUUCCCCGGUCGAACGGGUCUCUGGCAGUACAUCGUCUCUUUUUUUAUCACGACUGGUGGAUGUCUUCAGCUUGGAUUUGCCACACAGUUUCAAAGCUUCCACCCGAGAUCGUCCAGUUCCACAGAGCCACCGGAUUUAGAUUUUGUAGUGCCUUAUGUGGAGUCAGCGCUUCCGCUCGCAUAUGGAGCUGUUUCAUGAAAUUGGACAUAGAUCACUUUAGGUGUGUAAGUGACUCUAUCACGCAAGUUAACUGAAAAAUCCAGUGCUUGGAGAAGUAACCUUUUCUUUU